Messenger RNA from Gongylonema pulchrum, 759 nucleotides. The record is from the annotation of a GenBank genome assembly. Lineage: Eukaryota; Metazoa; Nematoda; Chromadorea; Rhabditida; Gongylonematidae.
GAUCUAUGGCACUCAGCGAUGGACGUCGGUGAAGCGGUCGAAAUUUUCAACAGUCGUGUGCCGGCAGCACUGUUCAGCUGCUUUGAUAUCGUCCUUCGGCUGCCUGGCUUGCUACUCCUCGAACUGUGGUGGCGGAAUCGCCAUUUUACACCGGAUAUUUUAAAGCAAUCAUUCUCCUCGUAUCUCGAGAUGGAUCAGAUCAUCGAGUUCAUCCAGACUCGCAAUUUCGAUCAAACCGCCGCUCAAAUACUCAGCUAUGCUGGUUGGCUUUUAUUUGUGGUGCUUUUGUCGUUGACGUUUGUCCUGGUACCAAUUUUCGAACUUGUCGAUGUGUAUUUGCAUAUCUUUUCAUUAUUACUAUUUGCAAUGGCGCAAUAUCUGUCGGCGCGAUACGUUCAGCUGGAGCAGAACGGCGAUCCGGAUCUGAAAUUGGACGAUUUUACUAAAUUAGAACGGCAUGGGUUUCAUAUCCUUGCGCAGUUGGUGCUUUGUGUGGCGCUGAGCUGCCUUCUGGGACUGAAAAGUGAUUUGGCUCGAGUUUCGCUCGCGAUAUUUCUCAUCCCAGUGGUUGCUCGCAUGUGCGCAAUGCCUGUGAAUCGUCUCAUAAUAGCGCAUAAUGUGGCAUGCUCAAUAGCAAUGCUGCUCAUCUGCAUAUAUGUGCUGAACCGUGUGCCAACCCUGCUCGCCUGUAUACAGCAUCUGUUCUGGCAUCUCAAAAAUAUUUUAAUCUUCCGAGGCAUUAGAGGGGGAAUGGUAUGA